AUUGCCAACCCUAAAAUUAAAAGCAUUCCAUCGUUGAUGAAAGAAUCCACCCACUCCACACUGCCCAACGCUCAAAUAUCUCUGUGCCAUCCGCUUUAGGGUUCUGAUCUUUCCACCUUCGCGUUUGAAAGAGAGGCGACGAAGAUCCGAAGAGGCCAUCGACUCCGCUCAUUGCUAUAUAAAGUUGAAGACUAGAGGACUUGAGAAUGCAGUUGCAGUAGCACUGGUUAUUCAAGAGCGAGGAUUUGGGGCUUUUUGGUAGCAAUCGAGGACUUUGGUAACGUUCAAAGUGAGGUUUUGGUGUGCUUUCGGGCGAGGACGAUGCUUGAGAGCUAAACGGGUGCAAAGGAGGCGCCUUUGGCUUUCCACCAACGCGAGGUUGAAGAGAGACGUCGAUUCCUUCGGUUCACGUCUGCAACUCUUGCUUCGGAGAAAAGGAACCACCUUUGUGUAUUGGUUACAGGAGGUGGUAGAGGUCGCGGCAACGGCUAUUGCAGGGGAGAAAGGGGGCGACUUUAGAGAGAGGUGUUGAUGGGGUGCUGGCAUUCCCGGCUGGAGAGGCAGGAGGUGGUGUCGCGGUGCAAAGCCCGGCGGCGAUACAUGAAGCAUCUUGUGCAGGGACGGAGAGACUUUGCCCUAGCCCAUUCCCUUUACCUUCGCUCUCUCCGCGCCACCGGCGCCGCCCUGCUCCAGUUCGCUAACGCCGAGACCUACAACCACAACAACAACGACCACCACCAUCUCCCGCUCCUCUCUUCCCCUUCCCCAUCUUCGUCUCCGCCACCCCUUCCCUCUCCUCCACCUCCUCCUACGCCACCAGCGCCACAGCCUCCGGCUUCAGCAAAGAGCCCGAUUUCUGACAACUGGACCUCCUCUCUCACUGCCUCCUCGCCCAUUCUUCACCCGCCGCCACCUCCACCGCCUUCUUCAAGUUGGGAUUUUUGGGAUCCGUUCGUCCCGUCCUUUUCUCGCUCAGCCACUGAGGAGUGUGAGGAGGUCACUACCACCGUAUCGGAAGUCACAGUGGCGCCUGCGGCGGUGCCUCCACCAGCGGUUGCCAGCAGCAAGACGAAGGAUAUAACCAGUGAACGAACAGUGGUUGUUAUCCCCAGGGCCAACAAGGAUCUGUCAGAGAUUGUUAAAGAGCUCGAUGAGUACUUCCUCAAGGCAGCUGAGGCCGGAAGAAGGGUUUCCUUCAUCCUAGAAGCUCCAAAUUCUGAUCUUUCUUUUAACCAAGGAAUUGGUGGAAAAAUGUCUGGCUAUGGCAAGAAUUUAAAUCCACUUCAUUGGUCCUGGAGAUCCAACUCUAAGACUUGUGGUGAUUUCACCGGCUUUGGGAAUUGUGGAGAGGGGAUGAGGGGAGACAAUGGAAGUGGGAGCUGCAGUGGAGUUGCAGCUGAUAGUGUGAGUCAUACCUCCACUGUGGAGAAACUCUAUGCUUGGGAGAAGAAGCUGUAUCUUGAGGUUAAGAAUGCUGAAACGAUCAAGGAGGAGCAUGAGAAGAGGGUGGCACUAUUGAGGAAGCAAGAAGCUAAAGGAGUAGACUAUAUGAAGGUGGAGAAGAACAAGAUGGAGAUCGAGAGUUUGGAAUCCAAAAUGAUGGUAGCAUCACAGGCUAUAGAAACCACAUCCUCUGCAAUCAUUAAGCUGAGGGAGGUUGAGCUCUUCCCUCAGCUUCUGGAAUUAGUCACUGGUUUGAUGACCAUGUGGAGGAGCAUGUACGAGUGCCAUCAGGUUCAGACACACAUUGUUCAACAACUUGAGUACUUGAACUGUGCACUGUCCUCACAAUCUACAAGUGAUGCACUCCGACAAGCUGCUCUCCAGCUAGAACUGGAGGUUGAUCGUUGGUACUCGUCUUUCUGCAGCCUCAUCAAGUCCCAGCGAGAAUACAUAUAUGCUCUAGCAGGCUGGCUCCGUUUGUCUCUCUUCCAGUGCCACCAUGAUCCUCUCACAAAAUGUGAUCCCAACUCAGAAAUUUAUUCAUUGAGUGAAGAAUGGCAGCUUGCCUUUGAUCGAAUUCCUGACAAAGUAGCCUCAGAAGGAAUUAAAAGCUUCCUGACUGUUAUCAAUGCCAUUGUCGUUCAGCAAUCAGAGGAGCAAAAGCAAAAGAAAAGGUCAGAAGCAGCAUUCAAAGAGCUUGAGAAGAGGUCUGAAGAGCUCAGAUCAAUGGAGUCGAAGUAUGGCCUCUUCUUCGAAGCUGAAGGUCAUAGUGAUGUGGCACGAAGAUCUCUUGUAGUAGAGAAGCGUGCGAAGGUGGAAGCUCUAAAGACAAAGGCCGAGGAAGAGAAGAGCAAAUAUGAGAAGAGUGUUGGAGUUACAAGAGCGAUGACACUGAACAACCUACAAACAGGGUUCCCCAACAUUUUCCAAGCAAUGACCGGCUUCGCUAGUGUGUGCAUGCAGGCAUUCGAGUCACUGUAUAACCAUCACAGAUGUUUGAAUCAAAUCCUUGAUCCAAAGAGACUUCUGGCAUGACAAUAUUUCGAGGUGUGAUCAGAUAUGCAAAUUGUUACAGACGUUAUUCUCGGACAGAGCUGUUCGAGUCAUUUAAUAGGAUGAAAGGAACCCUUGGGGAAGUCUUCCUGUGAAUUGCAAUGGUAGAGAGCUAACUUUGAGUUUUUUGGGCUGUGUUCCAGUUUGGAACUGGAUUUAUCAGUUUUGUAGUGUACUUGGUUUUUUAGUUAAUAGAACUAGUUCAUCAAUGUAAA
Molecule: messenger RNA, 2711 nt
Organism: Zingiber officinale
Lineage: Eukaryota; Viridiplantae; Streptophyta; Magnoliopsida; Zingiberales; Zingiberaceae
Product: protein ALTERED PHOSPHATE STARVATION RESPONSE 1-like
Exons: 4
Coding region: 532-2478 (648 amino acids)
Source: RefSeq, a predicted model, not a curated record